AGCAAGAGGAAGCUGGUGGAAAAGAACCUCCAUGGGAUGAUGUCUUUUUAGCUUUGCAUCAGAGUACUAAGCAGUCUGGUAGCUUCAUCGACAACAAGUCUAAAAAAGUGGUUGAAAAUUAUAAAAUGGAGAUGAUUUCAAAGUAUGGAACUAAUCGGGAAAAUCAUCCUUCAUUUGAUGGAGCAACUUGGUGUGUGGCUUCAGGAGGAGUUACAAAGGGUAGGGUAUAUGGUGCACCUCGUAUGCCAAAAUCUAUAGUUAGUACAAGUUCUUCAUCACAUUCCUACUCGGUGGAGUCAUCAUAUCCUAGUUCAUCGUAUCGAGCAUUGCAACAGGAGAUAAAGGAUAAAGAAGAGGAGAUAAAGAAAAAAGAUGAUUUUAUUCUUAAAAUGAAACGGCAAAUGGAUUCCAUGCAAGAAUAUCUUGUGAACAAUCUUGGAUAUCAUGGUGGGACAUCAAAUAUUGGCCAAGGUAUGCCUUCACCUAUGGCUCCCCAGAUAAUGACACCUAUGGGUCCCACAUCUCAACCACUUUAUCGACCUACACCUCGAUCACUAUAUACUGAUCAAUCUUGUGUCGAUCCACAAUAUCAUGGUUCGUCUUCGCAACCAACACCAUGA
Messenger RNA from Populus trichocarpa (black cottonwood), 620 nucleotides. RefSeq lists its product as uncharacterized. Bases 126 to 620 code for a protein of 164 amino acids. The record is from RefSeq and is a predicted model, not a curated record. NCBI's taxonomy places the organism in Eukaryota, Viridiplantae, Streptophyta, Magnoliopsida, Malpighiales, Salicaceae. The transcript has 2 exons.